AUGAACAGUAGAUGGAUAAAAUUAACAAAGGGGGAAGUUGAAGUAAAACAAAAGUACAGUAGAAGUAAAAUAGAUGGCCUGAAGGUUAUAAGAUGCAAUGGUUAUCAUGCAGAAUUAGUUACACUUACCGUUGAUGAAAUGUGGACAAAAGCUUGCAAAUUAUGGAGAAAGCAAUUAAAUACUAAUGAAUUUAAAGAGUGGUACCAAGAACAUGUUGAAAAUGAUGAAUGCCUAGCCAAUCACACCGGACCAUCAGGUAAUAUGGAAGUUAAUGCUGUUAUCGAAUUGUUCCGCCGAUCAGUAAAAAAUUACGGAGCAAAGAUCAGAAACUAUAUCGGAGACGGUGACAGUAAAACUUACGGCAAUUUAGUGAAAGCUAAACCUUACGGUGAAAAUUUUACUAUAAAUAAAAAAAAAUGUGUAGGUCACGUGCAAAAAAGGAUGGGUAAACGUCUACGUGAUCUAGUAAAUAAAACUAUAAAAAAUAAACUUGUAAAACCCGGAAAAAAUGCUGGUAAAACAAGGCAAAGUAAGUUACUCGGCGGCAAAGGAAAGCUCACUGGAAAAGUCAUUGAUAAUUUGAGUUGA
This is a messenger RNA of Psylliodes chrysocephalus, 588 nucleotides long. Lineage: Eukaryota; Metazoa; Arthropoda; Insecta; Coleoptera; Chrysomelidae. The record is from the annotation of a GenBank genome assembly.